Molecule: messenger RNA, 1408 nt
Organism: Panonychus citri (citrus red mite)
Lineage: Eukaryota; Metazoa; Arthropoda; Arachnida; Trombidiformes; Tetranychidae
Product: protein ABHD11-like
Exons: 2
Coding region: 89-1123 (344 amino acids)
Cellular component (GO): mitochondrion
Source: RefSeq, a predicted model, not a curated record
UUCUUCGUUUUUUUUUGAUUGUUUUGAUUUUUAAUUUUCGGAGAAAUUUUGUUUUCUGUUUUUUCUUAAUUCUUUUUAUUAAUUGUUAAUGAUGGUUUUAUCCUUCGCUUUGAGGAAAUGUCUUCGUCAGGGUGUUGUUUUUUCUCCAUCAUCGUCGUUGGUUAUCGGUUACUCGGUUAAUCGUUUUAAUUGUUUACCUUUAGGUAUUUGUGGUUAUCUUUUUUCACGUUGUUCAUUUUCUACUAAUACUAAUGGUGAUGGAGAAGAUUUGGUUAAAAAUGAUGGUGAUUGUGUUCUUCCUAAACCGGUGAAACUUGGUGUUUCUAAAUAUGAACCUAGAGUUUUAGAUGGAACUAAAAAUCCUAUUCUUAUAUAUCAUGGACUUUUUGGUAGUCGACAUAAUUGGCGAAGUUUAUCUAAAGCGAUUAGUGAGAGAACAAGAAGAUUAGUUAUUCCAAUGGAUGUUCGUAAUCAUGGUUCCAGUGGACAUUCAGAUGAGAUGAGUUAUCCUGCUAUUGUUUCUGAUGCAUUGGAAAUGAUGUCAAAUAAGAAAAUAAAUGAAGCUACAUUGAUUGGUCACAGUUUGGGUGGAAGGGCUUUCAUUCAUUUUGCUCUCAAUUUUCCUGAAAAGGUUGAAAAAUUAAUUAUCGUCGAUGUUGGUAUGUUGAGACCUGGACAACAAUCUCAUGAUCAUAUCCAAAUAACCAGCGCAAUGAUGAGCUCAAUUAAAGAUCUUCCAAUAAAUUCUAGUCGAACCGAAGUUAGGAAAAUCGUUGACCAUAGACUCAAGAAUAUUGUAAUUGAUCCAUUUAUUAGAGGUUUUCUCCUUCUAAAUCUGAUUGAAAAUGAAUCUGGUCAAGUUACCUGGCAAUGUAAUUUAAAUGCUCUUGAAGCAUCACUAAAAUCUGGAUUAAUUGAUACAAUGUCAACACAAGGAGUUUACAAUGGACCAACUUUAUUAAUCUAUGGAGGUAAAUCCGAAUAUGUUGAUGAUAAUCAAAUUGUCAAAUUAAAUCAACAUUUUCCAAACCUCAAAACUCAUUGCAUCAAAGAUGGAACUCAUUACCUGCACGUGGAAAAAGCUUCAGAAUUUUUAGAACACACAAUUAAAUUCAUCAAUUAACCUGCCAACAAUUAAUUCUUCAAUCAGCCCCAUCACAUGUAAAAACAAACUACCCUCCAAAUAACAAUUAAUCGUUAAAAUUAUCUAAUCACCAACGAAACAAAAAAAAACAAAUUGUAAAAAAAAAUCAAUCAAUAGUUUUCAAAGCCAAAAAUGUUAAUCAAAAAAUCAAAACUGAUCUUAUCCACCUUAAUCCUAAUAGUUCAGAAAAUCAUAGAACAAGAAAAAACAAAACCACUAAUCAACUUUAAUUGAACUAAAUUAAACUCGAUUAAGAAAAAAAAA